AUGGAUUUCGCAGAAAGUCCUUCACAGUCUUGCAGCAGCCCCAUAAGCCCCAGGUCCAGUCCUCAGAAGUCCGAAGAGCAGGAGGUGAAGUGGCCUCACUCAGACACCGUAGGAGGGAACUCUCUAAAUUCCAGACCCAGUACAGACAGAGAGCUGAGGACACCCAGAGCCAGGUUCAGGACAGCUGAGGUCAAUACAUCCAGAAACGUGCCUGUGACUUACCCCACUCCUGACUACUCUAAGGUAAAGCCCAGGGUCCGUCUCCCCACAGGUGAUUACAAGCCCCCUGUGAGCAGACGCUUCUCCAGGAGGGAAUCCCUGUCCUUCGACACAACGUACAUGUCUCCUGCUGACGUUGUGAGGGAAGUUCUACUGAGCACCUCCGACGGAUCCUCUGACCCAUCUGCCCCCAGCUCCACUGUGCCUCAGGACUUCAGAUGCCGGCAGGAGGCCAUCACGCUGGUCGAGCAGCUACAGGAGGACCACAACACACUGCUGCUUGAGCACGCCUUAGUGAACAACACCAUCGAUGUUCUGCAAAUGAAGGCAAAGAUGCAGUCACGACUGAGCCAUGACACCUCAGAGGUCAUGGCCUUGGACUUUCCUCGGGCUCAGAGAGCAGAGAUCAACUCAGGUUUUCUUCAUCCAGACGGACACCGCGCUGCUCCAGGCCCCUUCGUGGGAGAGCAGCUGGCCAAGAUCCUCCACAUCCAGACUGACAAGUUCCUCCAGCAGCUGCAGAUUUAUGAAGAUCUCCUGAAGAGAAAACAGCUCAAACCUUCUGAACAGAUCGAGGGCCUCUCACAGCUUAAUGAGAGACUCAACUCUUUAGAAAGGGGGUUCCUGUUUGCAAGGGAGGAGCACAAACUCCUGCAGCAGAGAGGAGAAGACUUCGGCCACUUUGACCAAGAACAAGAGCUGGGGGGCCUGAUUUUCCAGUGCGGAAUGCGUAUUGAUGAGCUGAAGGAGCAGGUGGAAGGGAAGAGACAGGGCCCGCCCACCUGUGAGGCUCCUCCCUCUGGGCCUCCUCACCUCACCCCUCCAUCUGUUCCCUCUGAUGAUUGGAGAUGGAGUGUCCCACAGAGCCCACUUGUGCCUCUGCUGGUGGAUCCAGGAAGUGCAUCAGAGCUGGAGGUGGGCCGAGCCAGUGAAGAGAGUGACGAUGAGGAGACGGAUGAUGAAGACACUCUGAAAUGUCAGUAUCUCAAACCUCUGACUGGAAAACAAAGACGUGAUGAACAAGACUUUGCUGCAAGAACUGAUCACUAUGGAAGCUUCCAGGAACUUCCCAGAACAUUUGAUAAUACCCUCAGAGAAGCAGAAGGAGAGAAUUUUCACAGUUGCAGCUUGAGCAGCUUUGGAGAGACUCCUGGAUCGGAGAGAAGGAACUCCAUUCUCCAACCUGGGAGCAGCCCAGGUUGGAGUUUGGAAAGAAAACUUUAUCAGAUACGGACAGCGGGUUUACUGGUUCAGAGCGCUGUCAUCCGAAUCCCCCAGCUGGCCCCAGUCCUGUCCACCAGGGGGCGUCUCAGAGGAGCAGAGUCCAGAGAGACCUCCUGGGCCCUCAGCCCCAAACCCAAGAGCAGAGGCAGACAGAGGAGGCGCAGCUCCUCCUGCUCCCCACAGCGCUGGGUCGGUCAGACAGAGAGAACCAGGGCCGACAGAGGAGCCCGACUGGAGAGAGACAGCAGCGAGUUCUCCGCAGCUCACACUGUGUCUGAAGACGGAUAUAGUGACCAGUCCUCCACCACUGCACCGCGUCACCAGGGCAAUUCUCCCGGAGCUCUGUUUAGCAAUGCACCAAGGAAUCUGGAGACCAACGUCCCCAGACUGGAGGAAAGAAAUAAGAAAACUCUGAGCCCUGUGAGAGCAGCUCCAUCAGCUCUAGAGAAUCACACUCCCCUCUACACAUCCACACCCGCACCUCGCAGCAGCUAUGGAAGCUUCCAGGAACUUCCCAGAACAUUUGAUAAUACCCUCAGGGAAGCAGAGGGAGAGAGGGUUCACAGUAGCAGCUUGAGCAGCUUUGGAGAGACUCCUGAAUCGGAGAGAAGGUUCUCCAAUCUCCAACCUGGGAGCAGUCCAGGAUGGUGUCAUCUCUCCAGAGACGGACAGCGAGCUUAUUGGUUCAGAGCGCUGUCGUCCGAAUCCCCCAGCUGGCCCCAGUACUGUCCACCAGGGGGCGUCUCAGAGCGAUUUAGUCCAUCAGGACGGGAGCACAAGGAAACCUCAGACAGUCUCAGCAUCGUCUCCUUCCUCCUCACCGAUUCCCCGACUCACAAGAGCAGAGUCCAGAGAGGCUUCCUGGGCCCUCAGCCCCGAACCCACGAGCAGAGGCAGACAGAGGAGGCGCAGCUCCUCCUGCUCCCCACAGCGCUGGUCUCCGCAGCUCACACUGUGUCUGAAGACGGAUAUAGUGACCAGUCCUCCACCACUGCACAGGGUCACCAUGGCAAUUCUCCCGGAGCUCUGUUUAGCAAUGCACCAAGGAAUCUGGAGACCAAGGUCCCCAGACUGGAGGAGAGGAAUAAGAAAACUCUGAGCCCUGUGAGAGCAGCUCCAUCAGCUCUAGAGAAUCACACUCCCCUCUACACAUCCACACCCGCACCUCGCAGCAGGCCUGUAGAGAGAUGUCCGAGUAAGGUCAGGAAGGGAAGAAGAGAAAGACAAAAGGCUGAAGAGGUGGAGGAGAGUCCAGCUGGGGGCAGCAGCGAGUCAACCCCCACUUCCUCCACCUCCGGGUCUUGUCAAUGUCCUCUCUAUGGAUGUCUUCAGCUGAACAGAGACAAUAAGACAGACUGUGACAGAGACUCCGCCCCACGGGCAAGCUGCCAAUCAGCUGAGUCCCCGGACAGAGCGGUGAGGAGAACAUACCACGCAGCUCCUGCUCCUUCGCAGUGCAUGCUGGGAAGCUCGCCACUUCUGCUAGUAACGCACACUCCCAGGAUGUCCUUACUGCCCGUCCACGUGUCUCCUAGCAACAGCCCCGGCACACCCUCAGGGGUCAGAGGUCACGAGGAGACGAGAAGCUCCAGCUCUCUCGAUGAGAAGAUCUCCCAGGUCAACUCUCUGAACAUCUUUCUGGACAAAGCCGACCGAAUGGCUAAACACAUGAAGCGGACCGGCCGCCACUUGGCUCACUCCCUGACGCGUGCGAUGCAGCUUCAGGAACAGAGGACUCAGUCCACUCAGCAGACGCUGGCCUCGAGACUGGGUUCAGCUGCAGACACACAAACUGAAUGA
Molecule: messenger RNA, 3243 nt
Organism: Limanda limanda (common dab)
Lineage: Eukaryota; Metazoa; Chordata; Actinopteri; Pleuronectiformes; Pleuronectidae
Product: microtubule organization protein AKNA-like
Exons: 22
Coding region: 1-3243 (1080 amino acids)
Biological process (GO): epithelial to mesenchymal transition; neuroblast division in subventricular zone; neuroblast delamination
Cellular component (GO): centrosome
Source: RefSeq, a predicted model, not a curated record